Messenger RNA from Peronospora belbahrii, 912 nucleotides. Lineage: Eukaryota; Oomycota; Peronosporomycetes; Peronosporales; Peronosporaceae. The record is from the annotation of a GenBank genome assembly.
AUGGCGAGUCUAGUCUAUCGCAUAUGCACAUUGUCAAGUGUCCGUAGGUCUUCCUACUUGAUCCCGUCUCUAUCAUCUUCAUUCCGACACUAUUCGUCCUCCUCCUCCUCUAACGCUAAACUAUCAGCCAUGGAUGGUUCUGAAGGUGUUCUUCAGUUUUUUAACCGUGCGAAGGAUCGUGCUGCUACACAAAUGACUCGAUAUGUUGAACACAACGUUUUCCCACCUUCAAAUUGGAUGCUGAAGAACUUUUUUCUCUUCACAAAGCUGCAGCUGCCCACAAAUACGGAAAUUGACGCUAUUGAGUUUUUGAAUGGUGCUCGUUUUGCAUGUGACUUGGCUGUCAAUACCAUGUACUCGAGGGAGUUUGUUAAUUUCGCCACGGGGGCCAUCUCCGAGUCUCCCGCAGCGGAGAAGAUGAAGUUAGGACUGUCAGCGGCUUGCUACGAAGCGUUUUUGUCUGCUAUGAAGGAAACGAGCAUGAUGGACAAUAGGUUUACACUGAAGCAAUUGGAUAUCAAUGGAGCUUAUCUUUACGACGUGAUCUGGGAUCGAAUGUCGCUGGCGACCCUGAAGCAAGAGGAAGCGCUAGAAGCGUAUAACCGAGUACAGGUGGCCACUUUGGAACAAGCGGAGGAGGAUACAACGGUGGAAGAAGGGAAAACGAGUGCAGUGAAAGGGGCAAGGACGGUGGUAGAAAGAUUGACGGCAGAUAUUACUCCUGCGGACCACACGACAAUGGUUGAAAGACUGCAGCUGGAUGUGCUACUGGAGACUGUCGAAUAUUUGGAAAUCGCCACGUCUGAAGGUGCCGACCAGAUAUUGGAUAAAAGGUCAUCGGCUGUUUGGCGCUUUGAGUCACUUGUGACACAGCCAGAGGAUGUGGACUGGCGGAUUGUCACCGUCUUUUAG